Messenger RNA from Pseudocercospora fijiensis CIRAD86, 2619 nucleotides. RefSeq lists its product as uncharacterized. The transcript has 19 exons. The record is from RefSeq and is a predicted model, not a curated record. NCBI's taxonomy places the organism in Eukaryota, Fungi, Ascomycota, Dothideomycetes, Mycosphaerellales, Mycosphaerellaceae. The coding region runs from base 1 to 2619 and encodes 872 amino acids.
AUGAAGAGAAAUUCUACUUCGAACUCAUUGACGCAGGGCAGUCUCCACAGCAUUCAUGCAUGUGACGAAAUGAGUGAGUAUACGCCGGUUCACUGGAUGGGCCGCUGCAUAUUGGAUUUGAGUAAAUGCCAGCUAUUCAGGCUCACCGCUUGGAAUUGUCUCAGCAAGUCGCUGCUCGGGGAGCUGAAGUCGAGUCAUAGUAGACCCGCAAGCGAUGCCAAGCAAUGGCUUCUGACAACCGCGAGAAGUGACAUAUUGGCUCUUGCUGUGGUACAGGUAAUGAUCGAAGCACCUGGGGAUGGUUCAUCCGAAAUAAGUGUGCUGAAGGGAAGAAGAUGUAUACAGCAAAAGUUUGCUUUUGCUUGGACGACCGUGAUACAGUCUUGUCCCAUACUGCAUCUACAACUCGGGACGGCGGAACAGUUAGCCAUUGUGAAAGCGCGCAAGAAUGCUCCCUUUGGGAGCUUUUGCACCACGAAGCAAAUCACCAUUAACAAACCACAGGACGUUGCACAAUCCAUCAUAUUAAAACCAAAUACACCAAUGAUGGUCCAUGGACCGCACGUCGACGCUGUAUCUCUUCUGCCGCAUCUUCCUAUCACUGUUAAGCGGCGUCGCUUUUUACAACAAUCACCUCUGUAUAUACAUCUCCCAGUAUAUUAUACCGACCAUUCAAAGCAGCUGUAUGGUGUUGAUGUCAUGCACAUCGACAUCCCUUGGGUGGCCAAGCAACUGGACAACAAGAGCGCGGAGCGUUCCUUCCGACAUGGAGUGCUUCGAAGUGAACAUGAAUGGGUCCUGAAGCACUCCUAUUGUCACAAGCCAAUUCUUGGCGCCGCUGUAACAGAAAAGUGGGACGGCAUUGAGACAACUGAGUCUGUGCGUCUUGCCUUCCAAGUUCGAAUAUUAUUUCAAGACGCAUCAGCUUCUAAUUCUUCCAUAACAUCCUUUGCAUCGACCGAGACCAUAGACCAAGCUUCGCAUACAUACUGCCUACACAGCAAGUUUUUCCACAGUGCCAUGGCAGAAGAACAUUCCAAGAGGGUUGAAGAAGACCUGAAGCUCUGGCAUCAUCCAUCCAUCGCCUUCAGCAUUAGAUUCACCCCAGCACAACACCCAUCCCUCAGCCAUCCCCUUGUCGGCCAUGCCUUAGACUUCCCAGCGGACCUCGCCGUCCGUUUGCCAGACAACCCAUACGACGGCGGGGCGCAAUGGAUUCCUCGCGAUGCUCUGCUCUACGCCGAAGAGCAAUUCGCUCGUGGAGCAGAAGGCGCGGAACCGCUGCCAGAACUGCAUUCAGCGGCUCCUCCGAUGGCUGAGAUACUGGCUGAUGCGCGUACCCGACCAGUCUUCUGGGUUGACUAUGGUAAUGGGUUUCCCAGAUCUCAGCAGACAUCUUCGACAACAUCUGGAUCACAAUCAGCGUCGAGGGCCAACCAGCCUAUUGAUCAUGCAACCAAUCUGCCCACUCGAUUCACGCAAAAUGGCUCGGCUUACUCACUUGAUGCUCUGGGCUGGACAUCUGCGACCCAGCAACCAGCGGAAAACGUCCAAAAUACUCAGCAUGUUUCAGGCGAGGGCUAUCGGGCUCCACCAGGAUAUCCUAUCAACUAUACCUUGAGGUCUGGCCAAGAGCAAACCCAGCCAGAUAGCGCCUGGCCGCUGAGAACUGACUUUGGGUAUACUGCCAGUGAGUGUGCGUACACUUCACCUGGACAGCUGCCACUGCCAUUCACUCAAGCAGACAUAGGAUUACAAGGACAUUACGGACUCUCAAACAGUCUGCCAGUAGCCAAUAAUGGUCGAGCUCGUGGCGGUGAUAUUCCCAGGUAUAUGCGUUCUGCUCCUCACGCUUUCAAUCUCGACGAAGAAGACGACUGGGAGCCACAAAUGCCCACCCCAACUCCAGCACCGCAUGAUAAGCGAGGCAGUGGUAAAGGCAACUCCAGUGGCACUAAAACAUCUCGAGGGCGAGUGACCAAGACUCGCCAAGGUAGCGCACGAGGCGCUAAACAGAAGCGCGGUCCAAGAUCUUCUGCUCGAGGCAAGGAUCGCUACGAUGAGUUCGUGGAAAAGCAUCGAAAGCGGCUGGAGAAUGGCACGGCCGACCAGAUUGCGAGAGAGCCUCAGGAAGCUCUGGACCGGAUUGCACCAAUUGCCCCAAAUGGGCCAGUUCCAAGGACCUCAACGGAGCUGAAUAACUUCCUCGAGAACUUCUGGAGUCGUGGAGGUCUUGCUAUUGCUAUGGCGGCCGGAGCUACCACGACAAGCACUGCGGCCGAAAACUCGAUUGGCGGAAACUCCUUGAGUGACAGAGCCGCCAGCGACGGUGUCUACGAUGAGGGUGACGUUUUCGACGACGACGACGGAGAGUUCGAUGACGAAUUUCCAGCGGAAGAGGACGAGGACGCUCCUGGAGAUAAGCAGAGAAGCUGGGCUUGGCUCGGAAUCAUCCAGAAAGCACUGCAUUCCAAUGUGAUAUACUUUGAGCGUUGUAUAGUUCUCUCAAGAUUCAAGUCACGAAGCGAGUCUCUCUGUCCCGAUCUCGCAGCAUCGGAUAGGCUCCAAGCGGUAGUUAUAGAAGAGCUGGUUGGUGAGACUCUCGCAUCGUACAACUGA